AUGGUCCCUUCAACCUCUGAAGCUGCAUUGAAUGAGGCUCCGGCUUUGAAAUAUCUUGCGACCGCUGAUACCCGCACCACAUAUCCGCGGCCACAACCCAACGUUUUCGUGUGCGGACUUUCAGCGCAAGAACAUCAUAGUUAUUUAGACGGCUUCCCAGCGACGCAAAUUCAAAUGCCAACCAAUACGAAGUGACUCUCAUAGACUGGGAGUUAGCUGGAUGGUACCCUGGCUACUGGGAAUACUCCGUGGAAAUGGUGUGCAAGCAGAUGGGAUGAUGACUGGGACAAAUGGGUUGCCAAAAUCUUACAAUCUUUCGACGCAGAGUUUCCUUGGUUGAGGAUGUUGUAUCUGGAGUUAUGGUCCUGAUUUUGUUGUCAGCAAUACCCAUUUGGCUUCUUUUCCCUUUCUAUCUGGGUCGAUAUGGGUUUGGCAAACGCAGAAAAAGCGAGACGUUUUGAGGGCAAGACUGGUUGAAUUCCAGUCUCUAUCCUCCUCAGAAAAUGCCUGAGGAAGAAUCUUCUCAACCAAGCCAACGCCGGGAGCACUGUGCUU
Messenger RNA from Blastomyces dermatitidis ER-3, 555 nucleotides. RefSeq lists its product as uncharacterized. The transcript has a single exon. Lineage: Eukaryota; Fungi; Ascomycota; Eurotiomycetes; Onygenales; Ajellomycetaceae. The record is from RefSeq and is a predicted model, not a curated record. Bases 1 to 195 code for a protein of 64 amino acids.